UUUAACUGUCGAAGUGUCAACAAUGUGAGCGCGAUGUUUAGUACAGCUGUGUCGGUGGGUGUGCUCUCCGGCGGCGUCACCGCCCGCACGCCUGUCAAUGCGGAGUGGAUAUGCGGCAAGCGGCGUGACGCGGCCUGCGCACGCAGCCUCGGCCCGCGACUGCCAAUAACUCGCUAGAAGCCGUAGAACGCGCGCCACUCGCUCCUCAACCAAAUAUCGACGCGUAAACGUACAACCACCCUGUUCAAGUCACACUGAAAACUGUGCCAUGGUUUUAUAGUGCCACAGUGCUACCUCCAACAAUAUCAUUGGAUUUUUAAUACAACGCCUUCUACUCCGGCCAGUGCUACAUCUUAUCAGUUUAUCAGUCAACUGAAACUCACGAUUUUUUCAUAUGUCAACAGUAAUCGAGGUACGAUAGUACAGGCGGGAGGAUGGCAGCAGGAGCUACUGUUCUGGCGGCCAGGAGGGGAUAGUGUUCCGCGAUGUGGGUGCGGGUGGCGCGGGCCCUGCGCGCGCUGCGCCGGGCCGCGCUGCUGCUGCCGCUGGCGCUGACUGCGCUGGCGCUGCUGCUGCUGCCGCGCCCGCCACCCCUCGCGCCCUCGCCGCGUAGCCCCUCCGCGCCGGCGCCGCCUAGGGAAGAGCCACACGUACAGAUUCAACAUUUGGACGUGGUCACGGAGCCGGAAUACGUAGUGGGCCAUGAGGACGUUUCGACCCAUUUGCCGUGGUUCAUGCGUGGAGGGGAGCAUCGGCCCUGGCAGCACGAGCCUGACGCCAAACUGUUCCCUGAAGACGCACCAGGUGACGACAGAGUCGUCCAACAGUUAAUGUAUACGCUUCCGAAAAACGAAAAUGUGCCUAUUAAGAAAAUCCUCCUUGCGAACGGUUUUGGCGCAUGGGGCGUGGCCGCAGGACGAACGGAAUUCGUUCGAAACAAGUGUCCCGUGGACCGCUGCACGCUGUCGUCUGACACCAGGGACGCGGCCACGGCUGAUGCUAUCCUCUACAAAGACCAUCACACUCCUUUCAACGUUAAACGUCCGCUUACGCAGAUUUGGAUCCUGUACUACCUAGAGUGUCCAUAUCACACAGCGUCUCUACGGCCAUCCUCAGUGGAUGUCUUUAACUGGACGUCAACUUACCGCCGCGAUUCAGAUAUCGUUGCACCCUAUGAACGUUGGGUUUACUACGACCCUCUAGUCACCGAGAAAGAUCUCGAUAGAAAUUAUGCAGCAAAUAAAACCAAAAAGGUGGCGUGGUUCGUAUCGAACUGCCACGCCCGCAACCGCCGCCUGCAGUACGCGCGGCAGCUCAGCAGGCACAUCCAGGUGGACAUCUACGGUGCGUGCGGCUCGCACCACUGCCCCCGCACUGACCCCAACUGCCUGGAGAUGCUCGACAGGGACUACAAGUUCUACCUCGCAUUUGAAAAUUCUAACUGUCGUGAUUACGUCACAGAAAAAUUCUUUGUCAACGGACUACAACAUAACGUACUGCCAAUAGUAAUGGGUGCACAGGCGUCAGAGUACGCCGCUGUGGCGCCCCACAACUCGUAUGUCCACGUGGAAGAGUUCGCCAACCCAGAAGAACUCGCCAAUUACUUAAAGCGCCUCGAUGAAGACGACAACCUGUAUAAUUCGUAUUUCAAAUGGAAGGGCACAGGCGAGUUCAUAAACACGUACUUCUUCUGCCGCGUGUGCGCCAUGGUGCACGCCAACGAGCGGCGGCAGCGCAGCGCGCACUACAGCGACGUGCAGGCGUGGUGGCGCGACGGGGCCUGCACGCGCGCGGACUGGCGCGCCGCGCAGCGCGACACGCGCGACAACGGCUAGCCGCGCGCGCGGGCCCGCCUCACGCUGCUCUACACACAUACCUCCUAGCAAACUUAAUGACUGCUCUGAGAAACGGACACUCACUCAUUCUUACAAAGGAGCAACUUCUAUAGCGCCACGCUAUAUAUUAUUUUUGUCUGUUUUGGUAUCAUCGACUAAGCGGUACGAAGUUUGCCAGUCAGUUAUUUAUAUGUAUCUUGAAAUAUACGCGUGGCAAUACAAUGGAGUAUGGUCACCGUAAUCUGAGAAGACAUUAAGUUUGUUUCGAAUUAGGUUAUAUUAUACGCUUUGAGCCCACCUCGUACUAGAGGUUCGAAUAAUUUUACACAGUUGACCGUCGCCGAUAUCCAGUGCUGUGCAGUUAUAUGAAUAUUUAUAUCAUGUUACGAGUCGAAAGGAAACUGACCAGGCUUAGGAGCAUGGCUGCAAUUGGUUAAAUCUAAGCCUAGUCUAAGUAUAUUAAGUACCAGAGGAUUGAAAGGUACAUUCAGGGUAAAAUGCUGAAUCGAUAUCGCCAAGAGCAUAAGAUCAGCCUGUACCCGUAAUACCUAGCGCAAUGGAUGCAGGAAAUAGCCGCAAAUGCUCCGAAAUUUUGCCAAAUCAGUCAGUUUCCCUCUACCUAAUCGCGUCCAUUAUUGCAUAUAAUAGCGUACAUAACAUGGUAGCGAUUUUGUUAUAUUAUUAUAAAAUUGCCGGUGUUCGGUGUUCUAGUUUAUCCACAAUAUUUUUAUAACAUUAACUAGCGAAGCGUACUUAAAACGCACAUUAAAGUAAGAAAGUGUAAAUCGUUGUUGGCGCCCAACGUGGGGCAGUCAACACUAUGGGCAACGUGAACGAGACCUGAUCUCUCCACUCGGCUCUUAGCGCCAUAGCAAAUUUGCUUUUGCAUUUAAUUAGUCCAAUUCAAGUAGUACCAUGUAAAUCGCGAGUGUUAAAGUUUAGUAUAAACAUUCCAUUCUAGUUUUAACUAUACUGUUAAAAUAUUUUUAAUUGGUUUUUAUAACGAAUUUUAUUAGAUUUAAGAAAUGUUUGUUUCAUAUCAUUAGUUAAUUGUUUUUUAAAGCAUUUUUGUAAAUCGUUUGAAUUUUGUAAAUAUUUUUUAGAGUUACUAGGUAGGUACACACUUCAUAUACCUUUAAUCAAACUUCGGGGUUUCUGUGUUUUUGGUAAUUUGUGCUCGCCUCAUUGGCCAUGUACCUAUUACUGAUGAAAACCUUAUAGCAAUGAAAAUCAUGGUAUGUACCUACAUAGGUUAAUAUAUUAUUAUCAUGUUGGUUGGUUGUUGAGGGCGUUUGAAAAUGUUACUUGAGCGUUUGGGCUAGACUACAUUUUACUUACUUAACAGCAUAAAAAAGAUGAGCAUUAAAAUUGCACUUUUCGCUACUAGGAGCUGACUUAAGUUAAUGUAGGAAUGUCUAGUCAUGAUGCCAUUUAAAGCACAAAUACCAAAAAGUGUAUUUCUUUUAUUCUUUCUUGCGCACAAAUUUGUAAAAAAGACUUUUAUUUAGGACAUAUCUGCUUUUUGCACUUUCAAAAAGGGGCGAAAAUGUGUAGUAUUAUUUGCAGUGAAUCCUCUGUAGUUAUUUGGUCGUGACUGGGUAAUGUCAGACGUCAGGUGGUAAUGGCACAAGUUCUGCGUAAAUAGC
Molecule: messenger RNA, 3481 nt
Organism: Trichoplusia ni (cabbage looper)
Lineage: Eukaryota; Metazoa; Arthropoda; Insecta; Lepidoptera; Noctuidae
Gene: FucTA
Product: glycoprotein 3-alpha-L-fucosyltransferase A-like
Exons: 8
Coding region: 486-1835 (449 amino acids)
Cellular component (GO): membrane
Molecular function (GO): alpha-(1->3)-fucosyltransferase activity
Source: RefSeq, a predicted model, not a curated record